This is a messenger RNA of Oreochromis niloticus (Nile tilapia), 2868 nucleotides long. RefSeq names its product urocortin-3. The record is from RefSeq and is a predicted model, not a curated record. Lineage: Eukaryota; Metazoa; Chordata; Actinopteri; Cichliformes; Cichlidae. Bases 121 to 528 code for a protein of 135 amino acids. Gene Ontology annotation, molecular function: corticotropin-releasing hormone receptor 2 binding; hormone activity. Gene Ontology annotation, biological process: digestion; adenylate cyclase-activating G protein-coupled receptor signaling pathway; hormone-mediated signaling pathway. The transcript has a single exon. Gene Ontology annotation, cellular component: extracellular region.
CAUCAUCUUUUUAUUGCAGAAGAAAUAAAAAGCUAUUUUUAUUUUGUACAUCAGUUGGAUAUGUUGUUGUCUUUCCAUGCGAUCACUCACUGAAGUCUUGCACUGUCACAGUUGUGUAAUAUGGAGCUGAUUCUCUGCUUGCAGACAGUCCUGACCAUGAGAAGUGUGCGUGCGUGCUUCUGUCUGGCUCUGCUGCUUCCUUUGUGUGUUCAGAGCCAGAGGAGCAGUCUGGCUGUUGCCAAACUCGAUGAAGACACAGAGAGGGACAUGCUGGCUGUCGACAUCUUAAACCGCAACGGUGCGUUGAGCUCACUGCUCCGAUCACAGCAUCAUCUCGUGCUCAGGCGAGCCCCGCGCCCUGCCUCCCAGGUGCCAAAGAGAGCCCAGCAGGGGUCCCGUUUUGCUCUGUCCCUUGAUGUUCCCACCAGCAUCCUCAGUGUACUCAUAGACCUGGCCAAGAAUCAGGACAUGAGGACCAAGGCAGCAGCCAAUGCAGAGCUGAUGGCACGAAUAGGCAAGAGGAAAUGAAAGCCCCCUGGAGAAAUUUGAAGGCUUGAUGGAGGAAAUCUCACUUCACAACAGAGCUAACACAUUGCGGCACUGACACCUGGUUAGAAACAAUGUUAGUUCACGUGAAAGUAGUCAUUGCGGUCAGUAUCUGUCCUUUAGAGCUUAGAUCUGCUUUACUUUUAUACCGUACUUAUAUUUAAUCCAUUUACAUUCCACACACAAACCACACCGUGGACUGAUUAAUCACUACAGUGAUGUAAAAACAACAACAACAACAACAACAAUCACAACAAGGACACUGCAAACAAUGUAAGAUGAUGCUGGUGUUUAGUCUCAGCUACUCACCACUGGCUCCCAAACUGUGACUCGGAGAAGUGUUUUAUUGUAUUUGCAUGCAAUCCGUAGAAAACAUACAAUUAAAUCCAAUAUCAUAAUCCAUUUUUUCUCAAGUCUAAUUCAUUUCUGCACUGAUAUCAGGCACGCUUGCCAUAAUUACAAGCAUCAGCAGCCCAUAAAGCACAAAUGAAUGGGUCUCAGCCAAAUGAGCCUGCGUCACCCACAGCAGGCGCUGAUGUGUGAUAACAGGACAAAGACACACGCAGGAUAUUGACCUCUGAAAAGAAGAAGAGACCCUUUCUAAAAACCUUUGUUCACUACUAAUACAUUUGGCAAACAAGUCACAGCUAUUCUUAGCCUGAAGCCCUAUCUGCUCUGGAUUAGACUAACAUCUAUGGCAUAAUUAAUCUGUGCUCUUACACCAAGCAAGAAAUGUGAAGCAACAGAGUGAAAUAAACUGCUCAUCUGAUUUACACUGUGAGGCUUUUUUCUUCUUCUCUGUUUUAUGCUGACCAUGACUUUGGCUUGAUUUAAAUAUCAUCUUCACACUUUUGGACCUCAAAACUUGUGCUGAUAUAACAGAAACUAUAUGAAACAAAUAACUUCCGUUACUGUGAUUAUAAUACAAUAAAUAUAAGUAAAGAAGCCACUAAUACCCUGCUGAGCAGCAGACAAACUAUCUGGAAUUAAAAUAAAUGCUCUGACAGUUAUUUACACAAUAGUAUUAGAUUGUUGCCUUAGCUGGCAUUAAUUAGCUUGGGGUUGUUUACACUGCCAUGAGAAUAUUAUAACAGUAUUAUCUCUGUUUUUUUUUUUAAACCUUUAGCCUAAAAGCAUCUCUUGUAGCAGUUACCACGGGCGGUAAACCACAAAUAAAACAAGUGUUUCUGCUUUUAAACAGUAAUCUUACUCUGUGUUUAAGCUGGAGCUUUGUUUCCCAUGGCGCAGCUCUAUAGUCUGACGUAACUGUCUGGUGAAGCAUACUUAAAAUGUGAACUUAUUAUGAAGUUCAAAUAAAUAAAACUCACAUCAUCAUCACAAGGCAGUUAUCACCAUAAACCGCAACUGGAGUGUACUCUGAUUUAUGUAAUGAGCGCUCUCAUCUGUGACACCGCAGUCUUUAUUUGUCCCUUUCAGUUUGGCUUCAAAGUUGCUGCACGCAUUGGCUGAGACAGCUGCUAAGAGUACAGGAAAUACACUUGGACUGAACAUUUCAGUCACUGAGUAACCAUUUUUUCUCCUAACAAAACCUACAGUGUUUGCCUGUCUGAGCAUUAUUUGAGUAUUCCAAAUUUUCACUAUUCCACUGAUGAUGAGAUGAGAAAUGCUUUGUUUAUCCCAUAUCUUUUGAAUUGGACACUUUUAUAGUUGUGAUGGAGAGGAGGCUUGUGAGAGGAGGCAUAUUUGGGAAAUUCUUUUGAAUUUACCAAAUAACCUGUUGAAAAAAAUCUGGCAGAUGGUUCUUUGUCAGACAGAUAUAUUGUGUUAUGAAGGAUGCUAACGUGUGGUGUGAAAGAUUUCCCGUGUGUUUCUUUGUGACAGCAGAGCUGAAUCAGUCUGUUAGAGAAGGAGCUCUGCUGCCUGUCCAGUAAGUCAUGCAGAGGUUUUUCAGGAUUAUCCAUGACGGAUGAUGGUGUUUCAGAUGCCUCGUCUUCAUCACAGCUAUAAAAGUGUCCAGUUUGCAGCCAGUCAGAGGGCCAGCCUUCCUAAUCAGUUUAUUCAGACUGUUGGUGUCACCAGCUCUGAUGCUACUCCCUGAGCAGACCACAGCAAAGGACACUGAGUGAUGGAAAACCUCCAUCACUCAGUUGCACAUUGAAGGAGCUCAGCUUUUGUAGGAAAUAGAGCCUGCUCAUGCCCUGUUUAUACAGCCUGUGCUGGUCUUCCAGUUGUACUCCUCCACCAUAUCCAGAUCCUGUCCUGUAAACGACAAACAGAGAGGGGAAUGGAUUGUGCAGCCAACCUCUUCCUUCUGAAGUCCUUCACCAUCCUGGUGGUGUCACUGCUUCACAGAUGAUUCCU